AUGGAUACCAUUCCAUGGAUCACCUAUGAUUCCUCCCAUAGAGGGAAUGUAUUGACGUAUCACAAGCCGCCUCAGCAUGUUACCAAGAACGUUAGGGAUAACGCUAAACCAUCUUACAUCACCUUUUUGGGGAAAAGAUCCAAGGCAAUACUUCUAGAUCAGAUACUAGGGAGCAUUGUAGAUGUACCUGUUCAUAGGCAAGUAUAUCUUUGGUGUUCGCCACGCCUGCGAAGCGGCAGUACACCCAUCGUUGUCAUCGACUGUAACGUCCAAAACACGACUAUACCGGAUCCGACCCCCGUCCGUCAGACAAGAGAUGGGACAGUCUUAACAAUUUCCAAUACCAACAACAUCGGCGCCACUUUAUGUGGGAACAUCUUCUCGCUGUUUUCGAGUGUGAUCUGCUGCUUUGUUGAUGAUCUUGGCGGCAUUAGAGCUGUCGCCGACUGGCUUGCUGAGCAGCUAGUUGCGAUGCCGGCAUCCGACUCGCGCAUAGUACCCCGCAUCUUGUUAGUCAUCGAAACAUCUUCUGAAUCAUUCGAUGAGAUCAUAGCUGCCAACAAAGCUACAAACCUUGUGAUUGCCGCUCUAGAAGGCAAAAAAGACUAUUCGAAUGCGCAACAUGACACGAAGCAGCGUCUAGGCGAGAUCAAUGCCCUAGGGUUACAGUCUUCGAAGCCCACUGCUGUUCGUGCACAAGCGUUAAAGCGACGUUUAAUAGCACUAUCUCAAACUGCGAUGAGCGAACGAGCCAGCUCUCAUCUGCAAUUUAGCUUCUCACACUUUCAUAACAUAUCCCUGGGAAUUUUGCGCUGGCUUUGCAGUGAAUCCCCAACGCCGUUCAGCCUUGUCGACGCGACUAGGCCCAUUGGAUUUUCGUGUGAUCUCCUGCAACCUUGUAUAGAGGAUUUUCUAAAUCAAAUGCCCUCUCAAGCUUGGCUGUGGCAUUUUGCAGCACCUCUGAUAGCAUCCGCUCUGCUGCUCGCUAGCUACCCUCCCGGUGCACAUAAAUGCCUUUUCAAUAAGAUCUACUCUGCACCCUGCCGUGCCGCAAUAUCUUCAUAUACUCUCUUCCCGGGUAUCCAGACGAAGUUUUUGACUGCAAUACUUAACGAGUUCUGUGCCAUGUUCGCUGACUAUGCAGUUAAUGGCCUAACCUCUCGAGAAUACCAUCGGAAAACUCUUACACUUCAUCAUGCUCAUUUAGCUGAAUUCAAAAGCCAUCGAUCCUGCUUUAGUUGUUUUAUGCGGAUGCCUGAAAAAGUCUUACCUUGCGGACAUGCUCUCUGCGAUCCUUGUAUUAGGGCUUUAGGGGUACGCUCGCAUAUCGACAAAAAUACCUACGAGAUUCCCGAGUGCAUCCUAUGCGGGGUUAACUACCGCAACUCAAUAUUCCGCUUUAUACCUCCUACUGCAGGAAUACGAAUCCUUAGUGUAGAUGGCGGGGGUGUAAGAGGCGUUAUUCCGCUAGCUUUUCUUAAGCACCUUGAUUCGCUACUCGCCCCAUUUUGUUGUUCAGUAAAAGACCAUUUCGAUUUUGUUUGCGGCACAUCAGCAGGUGGACUUGUAGUAAUUGGCAUGUUCUUGCUACAAUGGAGCGCAUCUGAAUCGUUAGAAAAAUUUGAAGACGUGGCAAGUAAGACGUUUGGGAGGCGGAAAGCACUAGUUACGAGAGCCCUCCAGUUAUUUAUGGGCUAUAUUCAAGAUGGUCAAUAUAGUUCAGCAGCGAUUCAGGAUGCUUUUAGGAAAGCUCUCAACUCGCCGCUCCAGAUGUUCAAUCCACUAAGGAACGAUACCAAGGUUGCUGUCACAACAACAACAGUCAAAGACUCCUUGCCUUGGCUAUUCACAAAUUAUAAUGGUGGAAAGAGAUCUAAUAAUAUAGGAUAUGAUGUUAUCCGAGCUUAUAGAGCUGAGAGUGAUAUUACUGUGAGCGAUGCUGCAUGCUGUACCUCUGCAGCGCCGUGGUUCUUCAAACCCCAAGUCGUACAGUCACUGGGAGCUUUUCAGGACGGCGGACUGCAACAUAAUAAUCCAGCAAGCAUUGCACAAUGGGAAAUGCAAUUUUUAUGGCCAAAUAAACCACAACCAGACUUUGCGCUUUCUUUAGGAACAGGGACCUCAUUACCUGCUGCAGUUAGCAAGUCUCCAACGAUAUCGCGCUUUUACAUACGGUUGUUUAAAAGUUUUAUGCGUAACCUUGACGGAGAAGACGCAUGGAAGCGAUUUUUAAAUUCAGUGUCACCAUGCGUACGGCAACGCUUUCAUCGUCUCAAUAUUAGACUUGCUGGCCCUGAACCUAGUCUUGACGAUACGGUUGUAAUACCAGAACUGAAAACUAAGGUAGAGCAAACUAUCGUUGAAGAGAGACCACUGAUAUCCAGCAUUUUCGACUCUAUGAUAGCGUCCAUGUUUUACUUCGAGUUGGAUGAUCUGCCGACACUUGGGGACGCCGGUUACAACUGCAAUGGAUUUAUAUUCUGCCGAAUAGAUAUCCCGUCAGAUGGUCUCCGCUAUUUGUACAAUCGCUUACUUGAUACCAAGUCAUGGUUCUUGAUCCAAGGUAGUCCAAUGAGUUGUAUUCAGAACGGGUACAUACCAAAAAGCCUACCACCUUUUAAGCGCUAUGUCAGUUUCCGGGUGGAAACUCUAGAGGAGACAAUAACAAUAUCGAUCCGUGGUAUAACGUCAAAGACUUUGUGCCUAAGUGGGUUUCCUACUACAGUUCAGAAACUUAUCGAGGCUCAACAACUCAACAGCCCAUUUGGAACUGUCGAUCAUACCGUGAAGGAAAAACAACUCCCUGCUAUUCCACAGAAGCGCUCUAGAGAUAGCCCACAGUGGGUUACACGUAGUAUGAAGAAGGCUUGUAUUUAG
Messenger RNA from Bipolaris oryzae ATCC 44560, 2877 nucleotides. RefSeq lists its product as uncharacterized. The record is from RefSeq and is a predicted model, not a curated record. Gene Ontology annotation, biological process: arachidonate metabolic process. Gene Ontology annotation, cellular component: membrane. The transcript has 6 exons. NCBI's taxonomy places the organism in Eukaryota, Fungi, Ascomycota, Dothideomycetes, Pleosporales, Pleosporaceae. Bases 1 to 2877 code for a protein of 958 amino acids.